This is a messenger RNA of Gymnodraco acuticeps, 3160 nucleotides long. RefSeq names its product potassium voltage-gated channel subfamily H member 4-like. Gene Ontology annotation, molecular function: voltage-gated potassium channel activity. NCBI's taxonomy places the organism in Eukaryota, Metazoa, Chordata, Actinopteri, Perciformes, Bathydraconidae. Gene Ontology annotation, cellular component: membrane. Gene Ontology annotation, biological process: potassium ion transmembrane transport; regulation of membrane potential. The record is from RefSeq and is a predicted model, not a curated record.
CAGCAUCCUGACGGCACUGAGCUGAGGGGUGUCAGAGGUGUAGGAGCACGUGUUCUGUCAUUUUUGUCUUGCAGAUUUGUUCUCCCCUCCUUAAAGAAAGAAGCUGUGGACUUAAAGGAUAACUUCCACCAUGUUCCUGCAGGAAUGAGCCCUUGGUUCUUGAAAGGUGCAGACAAGCAACAGCUGUGAUCUGAAGCUCUCUGGAUGUCAGCGUCACCUGGACUUGAUCUCUCUUUGCUGACUGAGCAGCUGCUGGUGAUUGCUACUGUUCUGUAUUGUUGGAGUGAGCUAUUUUAGUCCUCCUAUACUGCACUGUUGUCUUUGGGAGAGGCAUCGCUUGGAGGAAGGUGUGUGUGUGGGGGGGGGGGUCGCUUUUACUGUAAAUGUGUGUCCCUGCAACCAGCGCCGAACUGUCACCCUCAAAGUGUCCUGCACCUGCUGAGAGCCCCUGGAAGCCCCCUGCCGUGCCUCUGGGAUGGUGUGACCGCCAGCCAGAUUUUGGCCGUCCCACGUCUGGGUCAAGAUGCCAGUGAUGAAGGGCCUCCUGGCCCCUCAGAACACCUUUCUGGACACCAUCGCCACCCGCUUCGAUGGCACCCACAGUAAUUUCCUGUUGGGUAACGCCCAGGGUCACCGCGGCUACCCCAUCGUUUACUGCUCGGACGGCUUCUGUGAACUGACGGGCUUCACCAGAACUGAGGUGAUGCAGAAGAACUGCAGCUGCCGCUUCCUGUACGGCAUGGACACCUGCGAGCACGUGGCCCAGCAGAUGGAGAAGGCUCUGGAGGGCCGAGAGGAGUACCAGGCCGAGGUCCACUUCUACAAGAAAAAUGGUGUGGCCUUCUGGUGUCUGCUUGACAUCGUGCCCAUAAAGAACGAAAAGGGCGAAAUGGUUCUCUUCCUCUUCUCAUUCAAGGACAUCACGGACACCUAUGGAAGGGCCCACCACAACUAGCAAGAAGGAAGCAACUUUGUGACCGUUUCAGAGGACAAGAGGAGGAGGAAGAGCAGCUCUCACUUCAGGGAGGCCAGGAAGCGUGGACGCACCAUGCUGACCCAUCUGACCAGCCAGUUCUGCAGGGGAAGAAAAAGGGAUGUCAAACUUGGGGGUAGCAUGAUUGAAAAGCCUUCAAUACCGGAGUAUAAGGUGGCGGCCGUGAAGAAGUCACGCUUCAUUCUGCUCCACUACAGCGUGUCCAAGGCGCUGUGGGACUGGCUCAUUCUGCUGGCCACCUUCUAUGUGGCUGUCACCGUGCCCUACAACGUCAGCUUCACACCGUACGAUGACACCGUCACAGCCGGGCGCUCCACCAUCCCCAGCGACAUUGUAGUGGAAAUGCUCUUUAUUAUAGACAUUAUCCUGAACUUCCGCACCACCUAUGUGAGCCAGUCAGGGCAGGUGGUGGUUGAGGCGCGCUCCAUUUGGAUCCAUUACGCCACCAGCUGGUUCUUUGUGGACCUGUUGGCUGCCCUGCCCUUUGACCUGCUGUAUGCCUUUAACAUCACCGUGACCUCCCUUGUCCACCUGCUUAAAACAGUUCGCCUGCUACGCCUGCUUCGUCUGCUUCAGAAGCUCGACCGCUAUUCCCAGUACAGCGCCAUGGUGCUGACCCUACUCAUGUCUGUGUUUGCCCUGCUGGCACACUGGAUGGCCUGCAUCUGGUACAUGAUUGGACGCUGGGAGAUAACGACCAAUGAUACCAGGGAAAUAGGGUGGCUUCAUGAGCUGGGUAAACGGCUGGAUACGCCUUACAUCAACAGCACGGUGGGCGGCCCGACAGUGCGCAGCUCCUACAUCGCCGCCCUUUAUUUCACCCUCAGCAGUCUGACCAGUGUGGGCUUCGGCAAUGUCUGUGCCAACACCGAUGCUGAGAAGAUCUUCUCCAUCUGCACCAUGCUCAUUGGCGCACUGAUGCAUGCCCUGGUUUUCGGUAACGUGACGGCCAUCAUCCAGCGCAUGUACUCCCGGCGCUCUCUCUACCACACACGCAUGAACGACCUGAAGGACUUCAUCCGUGUCCACCGUUUGCCCCAGCAGAUCAAGCAGCGCAUGUUGGAGUACUUCCAGACCACGUGGUCGGUCAACAAUGGUAUAGAUGUCAACAUGCUCCUGCAUGACUUCCCUGAUGAGCUGCGGGCCGACAUCGCCAUGCAUCUGAAUAAGGACAUCCUCCAGCUGCCGGUCUUUCAGGGGGCCAGUCGUGGCUGCCUGCGCUCGCUCUCCCUCCAUAUAAAAACGUCCUUCUGCGUCCCUGGCGAGUACCUCAUCCGUCACGGUGACGCGCUGCAUGCCAACUACUUUGUCUGCUCCGGGUCCCUGGAGGUGCUGAAAGACCACAUGGUGCUGGCGUUAAUAGUAAAAGGGAACCUCUUUGGUUCUGACCUGCCUGGACCAGACCAGGUGAUCAAGACCAACGCCGAUGUGAAGGCGUUGACCUACUGCGACCUGCAGUAUAUCAACGUGCGCGGUCUGAGAGAGGUGCUGGAACUGUAUCCGGAGUACGCCAGUGUGUUCACAUCCAACAUCCACAACAACCUCACUUAUAACCUUCGUGAGGGCAGCCAGGAUGAGGGUCUCAGCAGGUUUUCACGGUCUCCCAGGCUUCACCACGAAUCCAGGCUCCCCUCUAUCGUGGAGACAAAGGGGGAUGACCCUGACGAUUCCCCUCUCUCUCCGGCUACCCGCUCCCGCCGAAACCUCCUGCUGCCGAGCUUCAGCGGCCCUGUUCGCCGCACCUCUCUGGGGAACCUCCUGGGGGACGAGUUGCGGCAGUUUAACACUCUGCGACGCUGCCGUUCCCCCAACUUGAGUCGUGCCGUGCACGGACAGAGCUCGUCCCCCCAGCUGCCGUCCAAAAAAGAGCACAACUCCUCCCCUAAAUCCUCCACAGCCUCAACUUCAGCUCAGGUAGCGACGGGGGCCGAGCAAAAGCCUUCAAAGCUGCUCAUCCCAACCGUUACCUGCUUUGGACCCCCUGAACUCAGUCCCAGGCUCGUAGACGGUAUCGAAGACAACGGACACGCAUUCCACUUCAACGUGGAGCACAGCGGGCCCAGAGCCAGCACGGGAGGCAGCACCCAAGACUCCACACAGGCUAAUGCCGUUCUGCUGCUGGAGACAGAGGAUGUCCGACACAGCAUCAGUCAACUCAACCAAAAG